Molecule: messenger RNA, 598 nt
Organism: Trichoplusia ni (cabbage looper)
Lineage: Eukaryota; Metazoa; Arthropoda; Insecta; Lepidoptera; Noctuidae
Exons: 8
Coding region: 1-486 (161 amino acids)
Source: RefSeq, a predicted model, not a curated record
AUGGGACGAUAUUUGCGCCUAGUGAUUCAGAGUUCACCGGAGCAUGAGAUGUAUUUGCUACUUUUCCAAAGGCAUCGUCCAAUACAUAAACAAAAACCAAGAAGAUAUCCUAGAAAGAAAGCGGCAGCAGCUUACGCAUACGUAGACCUGGAAAACCUGAGCCAUUUCCUUCAGCUCUUCAGACGACAGCGUGGGCCACUACUUGGCGAGAAAGUUGAAAUUAUUCACGAAAAGGUCAAACCUGCGGAAUAUAAUCCUCGAAUCGAUUCGGAUCUUGAAGAGAUGCCAUAUAAUCCUAGACCAAGGCUUGAUAAAAAGUAUGCCAAACUACCGUGGUAUCAAACAGUGCAGCAAACCUUCGAUCACAUAAAUAUAGAUCCUGAAGCACCAGACUUUUCGGAAUUCAUGCCAGUUAUAACUAUACCAAAUGACGAAAAAGAAUGGUGGUUUUAUCAUCAGAGGGACUUUAACCCUUUUAAGGAAUAAUCACUGAGAGGCUUUAUUUCAAGUAACGUUAUUUAACGUAGAACCAAACGGUUGAUACGCCGUUUUUAAAAAUAAAUAUUAAGCUAGCUUACUGGAAAUAAAAUAUUUAAUU